This is a messenger RNA of Moesziomyces aphidis, 1266 nucleotides long. The record is from the annotation of a GenBank genome assembly. NCBI's taxonomy places the organism in Eukaryota, Fungi, Basidiomycota, Ustilaginomycetes, Ustilaginales, Ustilaginaceae.
AUGACGGGGCACGAGGACGAAGAUGAGCGGCUGGAGCGACUCCACUUUGCCACGGUGCUCAAGGCGUUCGACGACUACCUUCCCUACUGUCUGUCGGCCAACGAUACGCGGCGGCGCUCGUACUUCAGCCUGCCGAUGGCUCACCAACAGCUGCUGUCCGAUCUGGGUGCGCCUCUUCCGCUCCCAGCGCUGGAAGCCUCUUCUUCCACUUCAUCGUCACCACCGGAGCCUUGGCGCGGGUUCAAGUCGCGGCUGGACGAGAUCGACGACCGCAUCCGUCGGAAUGCCGGCCUUCUUUCUGCCAUCGCCGACGAGUCGCGCGGCUUCCUUGGGCCCGAGCCCCUGGCCAGCAAUGGCUCGAGCCCGCACGACGCUUCCACCUCGGGCGCCGACGAUGCUUCGAACGGCGGCAAAGGGUUGCGAAAGCGGCGCAAGAUUCCAGGCCACGAGAUUGAAAAGAUUCAAAGCACGCUCAAGCAAUUUGUGCGCGAUUGGAGUGUCGAAGGCCUGCCCGAACGGUCCGCCGUCUACACGCCCAUGAUCGAGGCGGUGACUGGACUGUACGGCGACAGUGACAAGCGCAGCCAAGUGCGGAUCCUUGUUCCUGGCGCAGGGCUGGGACGCUUGGCGUUUGAAUACGCCUCGUUGGGUUACACCUGCCAAGGCAACGAGUUUAGCUUCUACAUGCUGUUGGCGUCGCACUUUAUCCUCAACAAGACCACGCACGUCGGACAGCACGCCAUCUAUCCCUUUGUGCACUCGUCGAGCAACUGGCGCACUGCAGACGACAUGCUUCGAGCCAUCCGGAUCCCCGACGUGCUGCCGUCGAGGCUGCCACCGACGAGCGAGUUUAGCAUGGUGGCGGGCGAGUUCUGCGAGGUCUACUCGCAGCCGCACGAGGCCAAGGCAUGGCAGGUGGUGGCGACGUGCUUCUUCAUCGAUACCGCCAAGAACGUGGUGCGCUACCUCGAGACGAUCAACCAUCUGCUACCCGUGGGCGGCCAUUGGAUCAACGCCGGCCCGCUGCUUUGGCACUUUGAAAAUGCCUCGCGCUCCACGCCCACGCCCGACAACCUCAGCAUCGAACUCACGCUCGACGAACUCGUCCAGCUGCUGCCCAAGAUGGGCUUUGAGCUCGAGCAACGUCGCCCGCUGCCACCCACUCCUUACACGGGCAUGCUCAACGGCAUGCUCCAGUACCACUACUCGCCCGAGUUUUUCGUGUGUCGCAAAGUCCGCGACGUGCCAGCCGCUCCGGCGGUGUAA